AUGUCAUUCAGAAAAGUUGAAUUGGUUACUAAUGAUAGUGAUGAUGACAUCGAUAUGGAUAUAUCUUCAAUGAGUGUGGAUAUAAAAGAUUGGUUAAAAGGAGAGUUAACUUAUACUCUACAUAAACAAGUACACAGAAAAUUUAUACGAAAUCCAAUUGUUGUGACAUAUAUUGAUGAACAAUGGGAAGCAGAUUUAGCUGAUAUGAGAGAAUUUGCUAAUAAAAAUGAUAAAUAUAAUUAUAUUUUAACAGUAAUUGACUGCUUUUCUAAAUUUGCAUUUACUGUUCCAUUGAAAGUAAAAACUGGUAAAAGCAUUACAAAUGCUUUUAAAACAUUAUUUAAAAACAGAAAACCAUUAUCUUUACGUACAGAUAAAGUUGAACGCUUUAAUCGUACAUUAAAGUCACGUAUGUUUAAAUACUUUACUGCUAAUGGUUCGCGAAGAUAUGUAGAUGUACUACAAAAACUUGUUAAAGCAUACAAUACAUCAUAUCACAGAUCUAUAGAUGUCGCUACAGGAGAUAAAGUACGUAAAGUGUACGAAAUGUCUAAAUUUGAUAAAGGUUAUUACCCUAACUGGACUGAUCAAGUCUUUACUGUAGUAAAGACUAUAAAAGGUGAUAAUCAAUAUGUGUUUAGACUAAGUGAUGGACAAGGAAAUAUUAUUGAACAGCGAUUUUAUCCACAAGAGAUCCAAAAGAUCAAAGAAAAUCUAUACCGUAUUGAAAGAGUUAUUAGAAGUCGUGUUAGACGUGGUCGUAGACAGUAUUUUGUUAAGUGGUUGAACUAUCCGGAAGAAUACAACAGUUGGAUUGAUAGCAUUCAAGAUGUCUAUACUAAAUAA
Molecule: messenger RNA, 846 nt
Organism: Oppia nitens
Lineage: Eukaryota; Metazoa; Arthropoda; Arachnida; Sarcoptiformes; Oppiidae
Exons: 4
Coding region: 1-846 (281 amino acids)
Biological process (GO): DNA integration
Molecular function (GO): nucleic acid binding
Source: RefSeq, a predicted model, not a curated record